AUGUCGCACGCACGGGUGGAAGAACUGUCCGACUCGGACCCUGACAUCGACGACCCCUCUGACUUCCUGCCUCACUCCGACGACCACAUCAUCCGACCGACGAGCCAGACGGGGUCCUCACCCCUCGCGUCUGUAUCGACCCCUCCCUCAUCCACAUCAGGCACGAACCCAACACUCUUCCGACCGCCGCCCGGCGGAUCAUCAGGGCCGGGAUCCAUGCCGCAAAUUAGACAACAAUCGCGGGACGAGAUCAAGCGGUUCCAGACACUGUACCCGGUGUACUUUGACAGCACGCGGACGAAGAAGCAAGGCCGACGGGUGUCGUCGCAGCUGGCGAUCCCCAACCCGCUGGCGUGGCAGGUGCUGUGCGCGGUGCGGUUCGCGGUCGGGGAGAACGUGUUCCAGAUGGCGUUCGAGCCAGAAAAGACGCACCCCAAGGACUGGGCGAACCCGGGCCGGGUGCGGCUGCUGCUCAAGGACCCGGAGUCGCACGCGCCGCUGAGCAGCCACAUCCGGAGCAAGGCGCACCUGUACACCGUGAUCGGGCGCUGGCUCAAGGACCACCCGACCACCAAGGACUCGCCGCUCGAGCUGCGACUGCCGGGCCUGCCGGUGCCGGAGAACUUCCGCGAGGCCGAGAUCGCGGUGCCCCGCGGCUGGAAGAUGGGCACCAUCCUGCCCGUGCACUCGGCGGCCGUGAGCGGCGGCGGGGUCAAGGACGAUUUCUUCAAGGAGGCCAUGGAGGAGCUCCGCCAGGCCCAGAGCCAGGGUCAGCUGCCCCCGGGCGGCGGCGGCGGCGGUGGUGGGAUGCCCGAUAUGAGUGCGCUGCAGAGCAUGAUGAACGGGAUGGGCGGGGAUGGGCGGUCUGGGUGGUAUGAUGGGCGGUGGAGGAGGAGGGGAACCGAGCGGCAAGAGAAAGAAAGAUAA
Molecule: messenger RNA, 927 nt
Organism: Fonsecaea erecta
Lineage: Eukaryota; Fungi; Ascomycota; Eurotiomycetes; Chaetothyriales; Herpotrichiellaceae
Exons: 1
Coding region: 1-927 (308 amino acids)
Biological process (GO): SRP-dependent cotranslational protein targeting to membrane, signal sequence recognition; SRP-dependent cotranslational protein targeting to membrane
Cellular component (GO): signal recognition particle, endoplasmic reticulum targeting
Molecular function (GO): 7S RNA binding
Source: RefSeq, a predicted model, not a curated record